AUGGCAGCUAAGUUUGAGAUGAGUGACCUUGGGAAGUUAACAUACAAUUUGGGAAUAGAAGUCUUGCAAUACGAAGGAGGGAUCAUACUUAAGAAAGACAGGUACGCUUGCAAGAUACUUGAAGAAACUGGAAUGAGCUUGUGCAAUUUAACUCCUGUACCGAUGGAGUUAAAUGCAAAGUUCUCUAAGGCGCCCAACGCGGAGAAGAUUGAUGAGAAGGAGUAUCGUCGGAGCAUUGGCUGUCUGCACUACUUGUUGCACACACGCCCGGAUCUAUUUUUCAGUGUUGGAGUCCUCAGUAGAUACAUGCAAGAUCCUAAGGCGUCUCACGGUGCAGCUCUGAAACAGAUUCUUAAGUAUCUACAAGGUACUUUCUCUCUUGGUAUUUGUGACUCGCGUGGUAGAGAGACUAAGUUGUUGGGCUAUAGCGAUAGUUCGCAUAAUGUUGACAUAGACGACGGCAAAAGCACGACAGGUCACAUAUUUUAUCUUGGAGAAAGUCCUAUAAAUUAG
Messenger RNA from Brassica oleracea var. oleracea, 513 nucleotides. RefSeq lists its product as uncharacterized. Lineage: Eukaryota; Viridiplantae; Streptophyta; Magnoliopsida; Brassicales; Brassicaceae. The record is from RefSeq and is a predicted model, not a curated record. The transcript has a single exon. Bases 1 to 513 code for a protein of 170 amino acids.